Arachis duranensis is the source of this 2635-nucleotide messenger RNA. RefSeq lists its product as uncharacterized. Gene Ontology annotation, biological process: lipid metabolic process. The transcript is spliced from 9 exons. The record is from RefSeq and is a predicted model, not a curated record. Lineage: Eukaryota; Viridiplantae; Streptophyta; Magnoliopsida; Fabales; Fabaceae. Bases 288 to 2360 code for a protein of 690 amino acids.
UACCGACUUUCCCCGUCCUCCUAAGGCAAAAUAGCUUCUACGCUUUGCUUCGGUUUCUUUCUUGAAGAAAGAUUCUGGUUUUUGGGAAGGGAAAAAAAAAGAUAAACUGAACCUCCAUUUCCAAUUUCUGCUUAGUUUCUUUUUGGUUUUCGGGUUGAUUUGGUUUCUGGGCUUCAAUAUUUCUUGAUCCCAACAACCUUUUACCGUAGAUUUUGGAUUUGGUGAGGUUUUGAAGAAGGUUAAAAAAAAAAAAAACAAGAAGGCGACGAAAUUUGAGCUACCCCAUCAUGCAAAGAUUGGUUGAUCAUGCUCUUGCCGUUACUAAAGAGUCAGUGAAGGCAGUUACAUACGAGUCUGUGAACAAUGUUGUGAGGAUAAUCAAUGGAGUCUCAGCCCUUUUGUUGGCGUUACUACCCGGGAAAGCUAAUAUGCUUGAAGGCAUUCAAGGUUGGGAACUCAGGCCAACUUUCCGCGGACCACGGUUACCGCGUUGGAUGGAGAAUGGCGUGUCCUCUUUCAACCAUUUCAUUCAUGAACUUUCUGUGGAUUCUGAUACGAGUCCUGAUUACUCAUCUGAAGAAGAAGAUAGUGAUAGAUACGAGUACCCUCCAUCUCCUGCAUCUCACUGUUCUCGAGCCUCUGAAGCAUACAAUAGGCAUCAGAUGGAUUGGUUCCAGUAUAUUUUACUGUGGAUUUUAUUACCUUUCAAGUUAUUACUAGCGAUUCCAGUUCGGCUUUUCCAGUUAUUUUAUUAUGCAGUGUUAAAAGUCCUGCAUAUCCCUAGCAAUCACCGUCCCUCCCGUUUACAUGCACAUAGGAGGAUGCAAAGCCUCAAGGAACAAAUCAUCCACCGCGCUACGGAUAGGAGACGUGGAGUUGUAGAGGAUGUUCAUCUAGCUAUAGAGAUAUGUAUAGAAGCUGUCUUUGACUUUUUUCACAAGGCAGCACAUCUUCUUCUGUCCCCAUCAGAAGCCUUCGUGGCAAUAGUGAGCUUGUUUUCAUCUCAUGGAAGUGGCAUUGAACAAGAUCACGAUACUUUUAAGGAUGCUGCUAUUUCUACAGCAACGAGAGGUGGGGAUGACCCGGCACCAACAGAGAGGAGUACCAACCUCCAUCAGUCUCUGAAUACAGAUGCCCGAACUUGUCAGGAUGUCAUAACAGAGCUUGGAUAUCCAUAUGAAGCUAUUCAUGUGAUCACUUCUGAUGGAUAUAUUAUUCUCUUGGAAAGAAUACCCAGGAGAGAUUCACGGAAAGCUGUUUUUCUUCAGCAUGGGGUUUUGGAUUCAUCAAUGGGUUGGGUAUCAAAUGGUGUUGUUGGCUCUCCAGCUUUUGCAGCCUAUGAUCAAGGGUAUGAUGUAUUUCUCGGUAAUUUUCGUGGUUUGGUUUCAAGGGAGCACGUCAACAAGAACAUCUCAUCGCGCGAAUACUGGCGGUAUUCCAUCAAUGAGCAUGGCACUGAAGAUGUUCCUGCUAUGAUAGAGAAAAUCCAUGAAGUAAAAUGUGCUGAAUUGAAGCUUAGUAAACCAGAGAGUGAGGAGGAAAUAGAUGAUUAUCAGCCUUACAAGCUUUGCGCAAUUAGCCAUAGUUUGGGAGGAGCUGCUAUGAUAAUGUAUGUUGUUACACAAAAGAUACAAGAGAAGCCUCAUAGACUUUCAAGAUUGAUUCUACUAUCGCCGGCUGGUUUCCAUGAUGACUCAAACAUCGUAUUUUCCACAGUGGAGUUCAUGUUGGUUCUGGUGGCUCCUAUUUUAUCCCUUUUUGUGCCUGCCUUCUAUAUCCCAACCAGAUUCUUCCGCAUGCUUGUUAACAAGCUUGCUCGGGAUCUCCAUAACCUACCUGCCGUCGGAGGGCUAGUUCAAACUUUAAUGGGUUAUGUCGUUGGCGGCGACAGCUCAAACUGGGUCGGAGUUCUAGGGUUACCACACUACAACAUGAACGAUAUGCCCGGAGUGUCUUUCCGGGUCGCCCUCCAUCUCGCGCAGAUAAAACGAACCAGAAGGUUUAGAAUGUUUGACUAUGGCGCAUCCACCAACAUUGAAGUGUAUGGUUCGCCGGAGCCAUUAGACUUGGCGGAGUUCUAUGGGAUCAUCGACAUUCCCGUCGAUCUUGUUGCCGGACAGAAAGAUAAAGUGAUAAGGCCUACAAUGGUGAGAAGACACUACAAAUUGAUGAAAGGUGCUGGUGUAAAUGUAUCAUACAAUGAGUUUGAAUAUGCACAUUUGGAUUUCACAUUCUCCCACCGUGAAGAACUCUUGUCUUAUGUCAUGUCAAGGUUGUUGCUUGUGGAUCCAAAUCACAAGCCUCAAAGGGUUGCAAGGUCAAAGAAAAAAGAACAAAUAGCAGCAGCUAGCAGCGACUAGAAUAGUAAUUUUUUCUUACUAGCCUACUUGCCAAUUUCUUGCAUGUGUGAAUAUAUAGAGCUGUUUUGUAGUAGGUAAUCUUUUUCCUUCAAAUGUGGAGGGAAAAUGGACUUUUUUUCGAAAAUUUAUUUUGUUGUAUAAUAGUUUGCAUGUGUAUAACAGUGGAACAGAUGCAAUAGAGAGAGAAUCUAGGUUAAUGUUGUAAUUUGGUAGUUUUUUGGGACAAUUUGAUGUUACCUGAUUUCACUGAUUCCAGUAACACUUCAGAUUUAGUA